Molecule: messenger RNA, 1256 nt
Organism: Armigeres subalbatus
Lineage: Eukaryota; Metazoa; Arthropoda; Insecta; Diptera; Culicidae
Product: cuticle protein 19-like
Exons: 4
Coding region: 133-639 (168 amino acids)
Cellular component (GO): extracellular matrix
Source: RefSeq, a predicted model, not a curated record
ACGGUACAGUAUCCGAUUGAAUAAGCGCCAACGCGGUUGUUAGUUUAGUACACAACUUUACGAGAACUUAAGAAUACUUUCGCUUUCGCGAUUUGUGAUCUACUUAUUUGUGUUCUAUCCGUGCCAGAAAAAAUGGUUUCCCGAGUUGCUGCUACCCUGCUGCUUGCGCUGACUAUGUUUGGAUCCAGCGCGCUUGCCCGACCCGGAUAUGCUGUGGAUUAUUAUGAUCACCCCAAGUAUGCCUUCAACUAUGGAGUGGCAGACCACAGCACCGGUGACGUCAAAUCGCAACACGAAACACGGGACGGAGAUGUUGUUAAAGGUCAAUACUCGCUUGUGGAACCGGACGGUUCCGUCCGCACCGUAGACUACACGGCUGAUCCAAUCAAUGGAUUCAACGCCGUUGUGUCGAAAACCGCCCCUCUUAUUCAUCAUCCCGCCCCAGUGGUGAAACAUGUUCCAAUUGUGAAGCACGUCGUUCCAGCGCCACUCCCGGUACACAAGGUGGUCUACGCUCCCGAGCCAGUCGUUCACGUAACGAAGACUGCGCAUUACGCCGAGCACGAGCCCACCUACCCGCACUACGGUGAUUACCACGACGGAUACUACGGCCACUACGACGAUAGCCAUUAUUACUAAAUCCAUCAGCACCAGAAGAAGAAGGCCAUCGGCCAACAUUGCCAGUAAAUCAGACGACCCAACUCGGCUUCGUUCGUCCAUCGGUAGUCUAAAGGAGCCCAUCUCACUCUCCCCUCCCGUGGAAAUCGCGUCUAUUGUUUUAGCUUAAGGCCAAGGUCAUCGUCCGAUCUUGCCCGUUGGCUCGUAUGUGAACCGCUAAGUGCAACCCAACUAGUAUUAAGCUCGAUGUUAAUGAGUACUCAUGCGAAUAGGUUAGGUGUCGCUCUUUUACGCUCUCUAGUUGUAUGGUAGGUACUGUGUGAUCUAUGUUCUCACUGGGCGAUCAUUGCAUUGAAUCGCAGUCAUUGCUAUACAAAUUUCUCUAAAUUAGGCGCAAAGUACAUCUUGAUAUUUUCGCCUAAUCAUCACUUAUUACUGGCAUUUUUUGCCUUGACUAUACUUUUCUGUCUUUGUACGACUUAUACUGACUACUAUUUCCAUCUAUGCAGUUCUACGAUCAUUUCAUUUCUCUGAUGUACUCUCUUUUACAACUGUUUGUUAAGAAUUCUACUAUUACGACAAAUAAUAGAUGUAAGUCCGAGAAAGUUAUUUUGAAAUAAAACAAUAUAUAUUCUAUA